This is a messenger RNA of Capsicum annuum, 780 nucleotides long. Its product is annotated as putative phosphatidylglycerol/phosphatidylinositol transfer protein DDB_G0282179. Gene Ontology annotation, molecular function: sterol binding. The record is from RefSeq and is a predicted model, not a curated record. The transcript is spliced from 4 exons. NCBI's taxonomy places the organism in Eukaryota, Viridiplantae, Streptophyta, Magnoliopsida, Solanales, Solanaceae. Bases 70 to 540 code for a protein of 156 amino acids. Gene Ontology annotation, biological process: intracellular sterol transport.
CACUUAAAACUGUCAAAAAUUUGUAGGACUCUUCAUUGUGUUAAUUAGAUCAAUCAAUCAAUUUUAUCAAUGGCGGUGAAACUCUUCGUUGUUGCUCUCUUCUUCUCUAUGUGUAUUCUCUUCCCUUUUGCUUCAGCUGAUUCCACUGACUUCCAAUAUUGCAAUAAGAAGGCUGAUUAUGCUGUCAAGGUCAGUGGAGUUGAUAUAACACCUUAUCCUGUUAAAGGAGGUAAAGAGACCACUUUCAGUAUUGCUGCAACUACAGAUAAGAAUAUCAGCGGUGGAAAGUUAGUGAUUGACGUCAAGUACCUAUUCCUUCACGUCCACCAGGAAUCCCACGACAUUUGUAAAGAGACAUCUUGCCCUGCAUCUGGUGAUUUUGUGAUUUCUCACACUCAAGCCUUACCUGGAAUGACACCUCCUGGCUCAUAUACUCUUAAAAUGAAGAUGAUGGAUGGAAACAAUCAUGAAUUGUCUUGCAUAACCUUUGGCUUCAGCGUUAGUUUACUUGCAGAAUCAAAAGCAGUAGCAGAUAUAUAGUAAGUUGUCACCUGUGAACCAAGCGACAGCAUAAUCGCAUGUCCCAACUUUGCUGUUUCGAGGUCUCAUGUAUAUUACCUUGCUUUGUGUGAAGUUUAUCUCAGUUUCUCUUUCGUAGAUCAAGUACUUAAUGUGACAGGUAAGAAAAGAGUAGUCGACUGGCUAUUGCCUCGUUCAUGUUCACAAUUGGUACAUUGUUGAGGACUUGAGGUGAUAUGAAUCGAUCACUUUGAUUGAAAA